AUGACGAGCCGAGAGAAUAAGCCAUCGGAGUGGAAGGCAAGCUUCGUUCCAGGUGAUGAAGUGCAUCAUACUUUUCCCUCUGAACUGGAGCCAGAAGACUUCAAAGCUAUAGACCACAAUAUCAGACAGUUACCAUGCGAAUACGGAAUUUCCACCGUUUCUGACACCGUGGAUUGGACGAGGACAAAGCAGCGUCGAUCAGCACAGCAGAACUGUGAGCGCGGGGCGGGUGCAGCGAGAAUGUCAGAAUACGAUCUAGCGCCAGAAUCAAUAAUGAAGAAAAGAAGAAUAAUCUCCGUGUGA
Thelazia callipaeda (thelaziosis nematode) is the source of this 303-nucleotide messenger RNA. Lineage: Eukaryota; Metazoa; Nematoda; Chromadorea; Rhabditida; Thelaziidae. The record is from the annotation of a GenBank genome assembly.